AUGGAUUGCGGAAGGCUUCCCAGUUACAGGUCCUCAUACUUGCUUAGAUUCCACCCGUAUGCGAGAGUCAAACCCUCUGCUCGGGAGAGAGUAAUGGCCGUGCAAUACACCGACGACGGUAGCCUCUUAUCCGACGAAGAACGCUUCAUCGCAUCGUCUCAAUCUGCUGCCUGGGACUUUGUUCCCGCCGAUGCAAUCACUCAGAACUUAAACGACGCUAUCAACAACACAACCGCUGUCGAUGAACCGCUGCGCAGGCUGAGCAUAUCUACUCUCGUAGUGGUGAGAGUUGGCGCUGUUGAUGAGUCGCAAGGCAUCGUCUACCGUGACCCAGUGCAGGAAGUGUUGAACCCAUCCUUGAGCGGGAAGAACGAAACCGUUUUCUACUAUCUAGUAUAUCUUUGCGUCUGUGCUAACUACAAUCUCUCUUCUGAAUCUUCCCGCUACAUCUAA
Molecule: messenger RNA, 453 nt
Organism: Pisolithus orientalis
Lineage: Eukaryota; Fungi; Basidiomycota; Agaricomycetes; Boletales; Pisolithaceae
Exons: 4
Coding region: 1-453 (150 amino acids)
Source: RefSeq, a predicted model, not a curated record